This is a messenger RNA of Botrytis byssoidea, 228 nucleotides long. RefSeq lists its product as uncharacterized. Bases 1 to 228 code for a protein of 75 amino acids. The record is from RefSeq and is a predicted model, not a curated record. NCBI's taxonomy places the organism in Eukaryota, Fungi, Ascomycota, Leotiomycetes, Helotiales, Sclerotiniaceae. The transcript has a single exon.
AUGUGGAAAGAGGAAGGAUACCAUUUCCUUCCCCUCUCCACCUCUCAAGAUUUGAAUACGUUGAGACAAGGCUCCCGCGAGGCACUUUUUUCACUUGGUGGACAUUGGACAGUCCUUGGCAGACGUCAAAAGCAAGGCUCUCCAAGGCUUUUAAUUAAAGGCUAUGCAGAUAGAAGUCUAUCUUAUAUGGUCAUGCCGAUUAGAACCGGCAAUGCUAGCUCCAUUUGA